AGUUCGGAAUAUUACAAGGACACUGCCCUGCUCUAAGUCGGUCCAAGUUAAACAUCAACAGCCAGGCAGUAGUUCCACACAUCUGCAGCUCGGGGGCCUUGAACCCAGUCCUGGGAGUGCAGUACGUCGCGCCUUCGCGUUAGUCCUAUCAACGAUAUUCGCACCCGCGGCGUAUUGCUCGUCUUCCACACACACUGCAUCUUACAAGCAAAGUAUAACUCAACGGAGUGUGUUCGGUGUGCGCUCGUGUGUGUAUGUGUGUGAGGGAGAGAAAAAAACAGGAGGCGGUUUCCUUUGUUGUGCUGAGGAAUGCGGAAAUGUUGCUGCUCUGUGUCAAACUUCUCUGAAGGGGGUCAAGACACAUUCAGCCAGCGUGGGAAAGGGAAGAAAACGAAGAACAGAAAAUAGAUCGUGCCUUGCAGACAGUCUUCUGUCAUGGAGUAAAAUAUUAGGAAGAAGAAAGGGAAAGAAAAUAACUGUACUUUAAAGGGCUCAUGUACAAAUCUCGAUCUCCCGAAAAAAAAGUUGCAUGUACAUUGGUGUGCGUAUAUGUGGGAAAUGAGUCCACCCCCCCUAAUUUUUUGCUGAUCUGCCUGAAUUCCUGUCGCUGCCGCUGCUGCUGCUAGUGGUGCUACUGGAGAAUGAGGCUGGUCUUUUAUACGGCACGUCUACCUGUGUGGCCCCGGACAGGGACUUCGGAGGAGGAUCACUGAAGUAUUCACAAAGUUCAGUUCAGAAAGCAAGAUCUGCCUCACCGUGCACAAAGACAGAGGAAGAAAGAAAGCGAUUUUACACCGGGAUUGUCGCUUAUAAAAAUAUCGAUCAGAUGCUCAAAGGAAACAUACAGCUGUCCUGAUGCUUUCAAAGUGACAUCUCCUGGGCCCUGAUAGGGAGUGAAGCCGGCUCCGUAGCACAAACGAAAGGAAUGUUUAAUAAGAUGGAUAAGGAAAGUUUAACACCACAGUACGAGCCUGUGGCCGAGAUUGGGGAAGGUGCUUAUGGAAAAGUGUAUAAAGCAAGAGACUUGAAUAAUGGGGGUCGCUUUGUGGCUCUAAAAAGGGUUCGUGUUCUAACAGGAGAGGAAGGGAUGCCAAUCUCCACCAUCCGUGAGGUGGCAGUACUGAGGCAGUUGGAAUCUUUUGAACAUCCAAAUGUUGUCAGGCUCUUUGAUGUAUGCACAGUGUCAAGGACUGAUCGAGAGACCAGGCUGACUUUGGUCUUUGAACAUGUUGAUCAGGAUUUAACUACCUAUCUAGAAAAAGCUCCUGAGCCAGGUGUGCCACCUGAAACAAUUAAGAAUAUGAUGUUCCAGCUGCUACAAGGGCUUGAUUUCCUUCACUCACACAGAGUUGUCCAUCGUGACUUGAAACCUCAGAAUAUUCUUGUGACAAGCAGUGGUCAAAUAAAACUUGCAGAUUUUGGCUUGGCACGCAUCUACAGUUUUCAGAUGGCACUUACCUCCGUGGUUGUCACUUUGUGGUACCGGGCACCAGAGGUUCUCCUGCAGUCUAGCUAUGCUACACCCGUUGAUCUUUGGAGUGUUGGCUGCAUAUUUGCGGAGAUGUUCAGGAGAAAACCACUCUUUCGGGGAAACUCUGAUGUUGACCAGUUAGGAAAAGUAUUUGAUAUCUUUGGACUUCCAUGUGAGGAAGACUGGCCCAGCGAUGUUGGACUUCCAAGAAGUGCAUUUGGUGCAAGACCUCAGUGCUGCAUUGAAGAUUUUGUACCAGACAUUGAUGAAUUAGGAAAGGAUCUGUUACUUAAAUUUUUGACGUUCAAUCCAAAAAAGAGGAUAUCUGCCUAUGAGGCUUUAGAACAUCCAUACUUUCAAGACUUGGAGAGUUACAAGAAGUUGUACUCACAAAACUCUACCAGUCAGUCAUCUUCUGAGAAGAAUGCUGCUUAAAGUGGAGGCUCUUUCAGAUGAAAGAAGCAUGUGCUUUUCCUGGAGGUUUAUAGAAAGUGAUUAUUUGAUCAGAGGAAAACGCUCCAAAUGUGCUUGUUUAACUAAAAAAUGUCUACUACACAAUCCCAUGCUGCUUUUCAUACAAUGUCAGAAGUCUCGAGGGAGGUGCUGUUAUUUUGUUUUCUCAUCAACGCAAACCCCACUGCAGCUCAAAUUUUGCCUGGAAUUUUUCUGGAGUUAAGAAGCUGCUCUCACAAAACACAACUGCCACUUGGUUCCAUAGACGAAAGCUGCCAACCUGCUUCUGGAUGUAUAAUCAUGAUCACUGCCAGUAUUUCCCAACAUCCUUGCAGUGGCAGCUGCUAAAGUUCUGCUUGGUACCGUUUACUUGCAUUUGGCACUAAAUAACUGGGUUUAUAUGAAUUUAAUUUAAUAUUAUCUUUUUUAUGUUCAUGCAUAAUAUGCGGAAAUAAUUGCUGCAAAAAAUUUAAAUAUUCGUGAUGUUAAAAUGUGCCAUUUUGUUAUUUAAAAGAAGAGGACAAGGUUUCCUAAUUGUGGAGGUCAGAGAAGUUGCAUUUUUCAUUAUAAGUGAAAUAUGAAUGAAUGUGAAUUGUGUUCAGUAAAAACAUAAGUAGUAUAGUAUUUCACAAAAUCUUAACAGGAAAGAAGAAUACAUCUCAAAGCAAUUUGAUAUGUAAAAGAAAUAGACAAUAUAUAAGCAUACAUUUAGUUACUCUCUAUAAAUGCUCAAAACAGAUGUGGUUCACCAAUAGCAGAACACAGUUGUUAUACGAGAAAUGAAUUUAAGCGCAAGUAGUCCAUGUCAAGCUCUUGUAGGAAUAGCAAACAUACAGCUAUGAUAAAUUUCUGUCUACAUAUAACAUUUCCAUAUUAUUUUUCUCUUAAUUUAUUCUUUAAAAAUUAAAAGAUAUUGCUAAUGCCGUUAAUAUUUCUUUGGACACAUUUUGCACCUUGAAUAGUUUUUGGGUAAUAUGCUGAAAUGAAAAAUGUAUCAUGAUGUCUACUAGUACUGAAUUGAUUGGGUGUCAGAAAAUUUCAUAUUUUGUUAUGCAAUUGUUUUUUUUUUUUUUUGGGCCACAUUCUGACCUUUCUGUUGAAAACUGUGCUUUUCAUGAAUUACUUGAUGAAUUUUAUUUAUAAUUAAGGUCAAAUUAAUCAGUAGUAGUUCUAAUAUUUUACAGUAACUUCUUUUGUGACUGGAGCAUAUUUGAUGACUGCCAUAGAUAAUAUUUUCUGUUAAUUUCAGAAUAACAUUCAUUCAUUCUCCAGCCCGCUAUAUCCUAACUACAAGGUC
This is a messenger RNA of Polypterus senegalus (gray bichir), 3221 nucleotides long. It is a transcript of the gene cdk6, whose product is annotated as cyclin-dependent kinase 6. Gene Ontology annotation, cellular component: cyclin-dependent protein kinase holoenzyme complex; cytoplasm; nucleus. Gene Ontology annotation, molecular function: cyclin-dependent protein serine/threonine kinase activity; cyclin binding; ATP binding. The record is from RefSeq and is a predicted model, not a curated record. The transcript has 8 exons. Lineage: Eukaryota; Metazoa; Chordata; Cladistia; Polypteriformes; Polypteridae. Gene Ontology annotation, biological process: G1/S transition of mitotic cell cycle; regulation of gene expression; signal transduction. The coding region runs from base 926 to 1906 and encodes 326 amino acids.